Ostertagia ostertagi is the source of this 336-nucleotide messenger RNA. The record is from the annotation of a GenBank genome assembly. Lineage: Eukaryota; Metazoa; Nematoda; Chromadorea; Rhabditida; Trichostrongylidae.
AUGAGGAUUUGCUGCUCGGAUUUGGCAUACAUGAGUGAUUACCGCAGGCCUUGCAACUUCUUUUACAAUGUAACUGGUGAAGAAGCGGAGCGGCUGCUACGACAGUAUGGUUCAGAUGGGGAAUUUUUAGCACGACCGAGUGAAUCUCAGCCGCUCAACUUCACUCUCUCAAUCAUUCGUGGAAAAGCUAUUACUCAUGUGAAAAUUCAGAAGAACAGCGAUGAUUUUCUGGAUUUAUUUGGAGGUGAAUCGUUUGCGUCGCUAAGUGAGUUGGUCCAGUUCUAUAUUGACAAUCCAGAACAGCUUCAAGAAAGAAAUGGAGAGUCCAUCAUUAUG